CAGAGUUCGCAACUGGAGCGCUCAGUGGGCUAGCUAAAAGUCCCAGCCUGCAAGCCAACCUCGCUCAGCGGGCGACUGGCCGGAUCCCAGCGCUCUGCCCCUCGCCCAGCCUGCGAGCGCGUGGUACGAAGGCGCGUCUGCAUCCAUGCCCCAGCCGGGGGAGCUGGAGGCGCUCGCAGUCCGAGGCGAGUGAUGCUAGGCUGAGCGCGUGGCGGCCCGUGUCGUGCCCCGCUGAGCCAAGUGCGGAAGGACAGCGGCGCGCUCCAGCUCUGCUUGCCGCGCGUAGGGCGGGGCGCGGCUGGGGGGCGGGGGGCCUGGCCGCCCGCGGGGAGCUGUGGACGAGCAGGCGCGCUGCGGACCCGAGGGAGGACACGGUUAAAGCAUUGCUAUCAACUGUGAACGGGAGAGCGCUCCUUAGUGAACACGCUAACUCUGAAGCCUCCCUUACGCCCCCGAACCACCGAAGGCGGCGACACUUGAUUCAGCGCACAAACACGGGUCCCUUCUGUCCCGGAUACAAUUACGCGGCAGAGACACACUUAAACUCGCGCGGGGCAGCCAAGAGACGAGCUAUGAAGUCUUACACUCCAUAUUUCAUGCUCCUGUGGAGUGCUGUUGGGAUAGUGAAGGCUGCCAAAAUCAUCAUCGUGCCGCCAAUUAUGUUUGAAAGCCAUAUGUACAUUUUCAAGACGCUAGCCUCAGCCUUGCACGAGAGAGGCCACCAUACAGUGUUCCUCCUCUCUGAAGGCAGAGACAUCGCCCCAUCUAAUCAUUACAGCCUCCAGCGCUACCCAGGGAUCUUUAACAGUACCACCUCAGAUGCUUUCCUACAGUCCAAGAUGCGGAAUAUUUUCUCUGGGAGAUUGACAGCAAUCGAACUGUUUGACAUACUGGAUCACUAUACUAAGAACUGUGACAUGAUGGUUGGCAACCAUGCCCUGAUCCAGGGUCUGAAGAAAGAAAAGUUUGACCUGCUGCUGGUGGACCCUAAUGAUAUGUGUGGAUUUGUGAUAGCUCAUCUUUUAGGGGUUAAAUAUGCUGUAUUUUCAACUGGCCUUUGGUAUCCUGCUGAAGUGGGUGCUCCUGCUCCAUUAGCAUACGUCCCAGAGUUUAACUCACUCCUCACAGACCGCAUGAACUUGCUGCAAAGGAUGAAAAAUACCGGUGUUUACCUCAUUUCCAGAUUAGGGGUCAGCUUUCUAGUUCUUCCCAAAUACGAAAGGAUAAUGCAGAAGUACAACCUGCUGCCGGAGAAGUCCAUGUAUGAUUUGGUUCAUGGGUCCAGCCUGUGGAUGCUGUGUACUGACGUAGCACUGGAAUUCCCAAGACCCACUCUGCCUAAUGUUGUUUAUGUAGGAGGAAUCCUAACCAAACCGGCCAGCCCACUACCAGAAGAUCUCCAAAGAUGGGUAAAUGGUGCUAAUGAACAUGGCUUUGUCUUGGUGUCUUUUGGAGCUGGUGUCAAGUAUCUCUCAGAAGACAUUGCUAACAAACUGGCAGGAGCUCUGGGGAGAUUGCCUCAAAAAGUGAUUUGGAGGUUUUCAGGACCCAAACCAAAGAAUCUAGGAAACAACACUAAACUCAUAGAAUGGUUACCACAGAAUGACUUGCUUGGGCAUUCAAAGAUUAAAGCCUUCCUGAGCCAUGGUGGCUUGAACAGUAUUUUUGAAACUAUGUAUCAUGGUGUGCCUGUAGUGGGAAUUCCACUCUUUGGAGACCAUUAUGAUACUAUGACUAGAGUACAGGCAAAAGGAAUGGGAAUAUUACUAGAAUGGAAGACAGUUACUGAAAAAGAGCUGUAUGAAGCACUGGUGAAGGUUAUCAAUAAUCCCAGCUACCGUCAGAGGGCCCAGAAGCUUUCGGAAAUUCACAAGGAUCAACCUGGUCACCCUGUCAAUCGAACUAUCUAUUGGAUAGAUUAUAUUAUUCGUCACAAUGGAGCCCAUCACCUACGUGCCGCUGUCCAUCAAAUCUCUUUUUGUCAGUAUUUUUUACUGGAUAUUGCCUUUGUGCUUUUGCUUGGUGCUGCCUUGUUUUACUUUCUCUUGUCUUGGGUGGCAAAAUUUAUCUACAGAAAAAUCAAAAGUCUGUGGUCUAGAAAUAAGCAUAGCACAGUUAAUGGACAUUACCACAAUGGAAUCCUCAAUGGCAAGUACAAAAGAAAUGGCCAUAUUAAACAUGAAAAGAAAGUGAAAUGAGCCAACAGCCCAGGUGGUAGAAAUAAAUUGGUUCCCUCAUUGAAUUUUUAUUGCUAUUAUUUAAUCUAACAGCUACUAAAAGUAAAACAGUAAACAAUUCUAACAUGCCCUUAUGAGAUCUACUAAUGAAAUUCUGUGGAAUUAAGAUGGCUGUAAAAAGCACAAACCUAAAAUGCAAAAAUGUAUUUUAUUCAAAUACUGAUGUAGAGAGUUUUGGCACUGAACCUUUUAGAAGCCUUAAUUAUUUAAAUCAAUUAAGUGACUGUGUCAGACUUUAGUUUUAAAUCUUCAUAUGUGUGUGUCCUGGAUCAAGAAUGGUUGCAUUUUUCUUAAUAAGGUUGUGUGUGUGUAUGUGUGUCUGUGUGUGUGUGUGUGUGUCUCCUAAUUAAGAGAAUUUUUACUGGCUGCUUGUUACAUUUGUUGAGGGUACAACACACUCAAGAAUAAAGUAAAAGGAUAGUCAGGAUCCAGAUGUUUCUUUUCUACCAUUUAAUAUGUGUGAACUCAGAACACUACUAUGAAAGAACACUUUCCCCCAAAACUGGAUGCAGAGGAAGGAAAAAAAAAAAAAAAAAAAAAAAAAAAAAAAAAACAAAAAAAGAAAAGAAAAGGCACAGGUUUUUUUUGUAAUUUUUGUUUUAUUUUUGUUGUUGUUGUUGUUUUUCUUGUUUUUAUUUUCUGAUAGAGUAUGGCCACUUCUGGGGGGAAAACAUGUAAUUAAGUAAAUGUAUACAUUGGUUUUCACAUUUUACUUUUGUUUUCCCACUACCAAUAAUUUUCCUCUGGAAGAAUUUUAUAGUUUUUUUCUAUUUAAUUUUAAUGAGUAACAAUAUGUUAAAUGCAUAAUUAAGACAAAGCAAUGAAAUUCUGACUUUAUUCAAAGUACUGAAGAUUAUUGCUUCCAGGGCAUUUUUAAACAGCACCACUGUAUUGUUGAAUGUUUAUGUAACUGUUUGAUGGCUUUUCUAUAAUGUAACUUUUGAAUGUUCAGGUGUUACAUUUCCAAAGUUUUACUUUUAAAAAACCAUCUUCUGAUCCCUUUUAUUGUCCAGGCCACACAAUCUAUAUUACAUAGGUGCCAACAUUUAAUUCCUUUAAAUGAAACAUUUGCAGUUUUCCAUAUUGGUACCUGCUUUGUCUGGAGAGGUCUGAGAUCUUGUUAACAAAUCAGACUUUACACUAUAUACAGAUGUGACAGAUAAAUUGAACUACUUGUUUGUGAAAAUGAAUUCCUAUCAUCCUCCUCAUUCCCUUAGCCCUCACCUCAGCAGCCUUUUCCAGUCAUUGUGGCUGACAUGGAGCAGUGACAGUAUUCAUUUGAGAACAGGGAUGCAAGUCACAGACAUCAUAAAAUCAGGGCCUCCCUGCUGAAGCAUUCACUAGUUGGCAACUAUGAAUUUCUUCCAUGUCAUUCUGUUUACUUAGCACUUGCACUACCCUUGUUGGUUGAGUGUAUGCUUUAUUUGUUUGUAGUUUGAAAUCCCACAUCUGAUAGCUGAGAGUAGGCAAAUACAACAUUUACCUAAUGUUACUCACUAACAUGGAAGAGUUGUGAAAAUUCUACAGUGCUGUAAAUCCUUGGCAUACACUAUGACAAACAACUUCAUUACUCUCCCACCAGGAGCUGCUCUCCUGCACUUAGAAAUAAUGUCACAAGUAGUUUUCUAAUGCACAAUGCAGACAAAUGUACUGCUCUCUGAAUACUUGAAGAAAUGGUAUUAUACAUACAUAGAAACCGAUUAGUUAUACCUUUUCACAAUCUUAUUACGAUGUUGCCGUUAAAAGGGAAAAAAGACACAGGCAAUGAAUGGUGGGAUAGUAAGAGGACUUAGAGUGUAUGAAUGAGUUGAUUUUACUUUUUUGUAAUUGGAUUAAGUUGACAGUAGGCACUGAUUGGAUGAUUAAGCAUAAGUUAAUCUCCACUGUGAUAAAAACUUAAAUAAUAAACAUGAUUUAAAAUAGA
Chlorocebus sabaeus (green monkey) is the source of this 4161-nucleotide messenger RNA. It is a transcript of the gene UGT8, whose product is annotated as UDP glycosyltransferase 8. Gene Ontology annotation, biological process: galactosylceramide biosynthetic process. Gene Ontology annotation, molecular function: N-acylsphingosine galactosyltransferase activity. Gene Ontology annotation, cellular component: endoplasmic reticulum. The record is from RefSeq and is a predicted model, not a curated record. NCBI's taxonomy places the organism in Eukaryota, Metazoa, Chordata, Mammalia, Primates, Cercopithecidae.